Messenger RNA from Lytechinus variegatus (green sea urchin), 849 nucleotides. Its product is annotated as 30 kDa spicule matrix protein alpha-like. Gene Ontology annotation, biological process: biological process involved in interspecies interaction between organisms. The transcript is spliced from 2 exons. The annotation marks the transcript as partial. The record is from RefSeq and is a predicted model, not a curated record. Gene Ontology annotation, molecular function: carbohydrate binding. Lineage: Eukaryota; Metazoa; Echinodermata; Echinoidea; Temnopleuroida; Toxopneustidae. Gene Ontology annotation, cellular component: external side of plasma membrane.
UACAGAUUCGACAGUGGUGCUUUCCUGAGGCAGAUUGCUGCUCCCGGUCCAAUUAUCGUCAAUAAUGAAAAUGGGCUAUUCCAGGGGGCAGCGAACAUGUACUGCGGCCAGAUGUACACGGGUGCGUCACUUGUUACAGUCAACAGCCUGGCAGAGAACAACUAUCUGUACGAGUGGGCUGUGAGGAUGAUGGUGGAACCGAUCCCUGUUUGGAUUGGUCUUCACGUAGGCCUAACUGGGCAGUGGCAGUGGUUUAGCGGAGAACCCGUCAACUACACCAACUGGGAAGGUAUGGUGGCACCUAUGCCAGAGCCAGGUCUUGGAGCCAUGAUCUUCGAUGCUGAUAUCCGCAACCAGAUGUUCAACAACCAAGUGGAGAUCACCCCGCAGUGGGUUCCAGAAGAAGCCAGGAACGACUGCCACGCAAUCAUCUGCGAGUACCACCCAUCAGGACUUACCGCAACGCCAGCUUUGGAAGUUCCAACAACUCCUGCGAUGGCAACAGCUUCUGCAACAACAAUGGCUCCAGGUAUCCGUGGGCCGGUCACGUACCAGAACAACCCCAGGAAUCUAGUCAACCGCCUCACUGGAGGAUGUUUUGGAGGUUCCCUCCUACACGAGGUAUUACGAAGACAAAGGCCAUCAAACCUCAGGAUGAACCCAUACUACGCCAUCUAGCCUUGAGGAUGACAUUUCCAGAACUCCCAUUCCUAAUACCCGGAUCACCUUAUUCAGUCUGACACCCUAACAAUUGGUAAAGACUGAACAAAGCAGCUUAUUUCUGGUAUAUUGAUUGAACAUGUAAAGAAUCAGUCGAUUAGACCUAAUUAUCUUGAAUAUGGAGUCGGU